AUGGCCGAGACAACACCAACAUCAGUAUCGUUUAUGAAACGAUGUUUUCCACUUGGAUUUCGUAAUGAAGCAUUAACAUUAGUGAAAAUUACGUUUCCAUUUGCAAUGGGAAAUGUUCUUGCUUCAUGGUUGAUAGCAUUUGUUUCACUUGCAUUUAUAGGACAUGCACAUGGUCAAUUAGAAUUAAAUGCAUGCGCUCUAGGCUUAUCUACUUAUGUUUUAAUCGCCAAUUCAAUAAUGCUUGGACUUAAUUUUGGUUGUGAUACAUUAUUACCACAAUGCUUUGGAGGAAAUAAACGUAAGAUGGGUUUAACCGUACAACGAGCGGUAAUAAUAACAGGAUAUUCAUGUUUUAUCUCAUGGUCAUUGAUGCUUAAUGCGAAAUUUGCAUUAAAAUUAGUUGAACAUGAUCAUGAAGUUGUUCGGCUAGCUGAUAUUUUUUUACGUUCAUUUCUUCUUGCUGUACCAUUCGAUGGUCUUUCAAUGUUACUUCAAAAAUAUAUAGCAUCAAAUGAAAAAACAUGGCCAUUAUUAAUAAUCAAUUUAAUUGGAAAUGGUAUUAAUGCUCUUUUAAAUUAUCUUUUUCUAUAUAAAUUUCAUCUGGGUAUACGUUCCGUACCUUUAUCAAUUACUAUUUCUUAUGGAGUAAUUGCAUUAUGUGCUCUGAUAUAUAUUCGUGUUUCAUCAAUUUAUAAGGAAACAUGGCAUCCAAUAACUCGAGCAUGUUUCGAUGAAUGGAAUGUUUAUUUAAAAUUAUCAAUACCAGGGGUAUUGAUGGUCAUGACAGAAUUUUGGUCCAUUGAAUUAAGUAUAUUCUUUGCUGCACAUCUUGGUGCUCGCUCAUUAUCGGCUCAAGUAUGUGCUUAUCAAACAGCAUGGUUAUUUUAUUUAAUAACAUCAUCAU
Messenger RNA from Adineta steineri, 904 nucleotides. Lineage: Eukaryota; Metazoa; Rotifera; Eurotatoria; Adinetida; Adinetidae. The record is from the annotation of a GenBank genome assembly.